AUGGAGCUGACGUUCAAGGGGCGCUUCAUGAUAUGGACCCCAGCGUCCCUGUCUUCUUUUACAGCCCUGUCUUUUCUAACUUACUCCCAGCUCACUUCCUACCCCAGGCAUUCUGCAGCCAGAUUUGCACCAAGAAGUGUCUCAGACUCGUCAAGAUGGAGAAAACAGUCCUCUCCCCUGAUAUCCCUCCAAAGUCCCCGCUGCCCCACUCCAAGACCUAGGGCGCCCCUGGAAAUUGAGCAUCCCUCCUCCCCCUGCCUCUGUCUAAAGGCAGCCCCUCCCUGCGCUCGGGAUUGUGAGCUAAGAGUCUGGGGUGAGCAUCCGCCACAAGCAAGCAGCGGACUCUCGGCCAGCCUGUGCAUCUCCAUCCUCCAUGUCCUCUCGGGUGGUCCCGGCAUAGACUCACGCCUGGGCACCCCUCGGGAUAACCCAGAUGGGGAUUCUGGGUCCUCAGAAGGCGGGAUCUGGGGAGACCUCAUGCUGGGCACAGGGGACCCCGGUCUGCACUCAAAUUGUGUCCCCUAUAGCAAAAAAGGAAGACAAGCAAAGUGCACCAGUUUUUCCUUGAGCCAUGAUCACCGCCACUGCCAGAUGAAUGAACUGUCCUGGAAGGAUGUUACCAAUGCCUUAUCCGUGGCCAACAUGGUCCUAGGGAUCUUCUCCAUCUUUUGUAGCUUCAGCAGGAAAUCCCACUGUGCUUCCUGGAUGCUUCUGAUCAGCUUCCUGUUGGACAUGGCAGUAGGGACCAUGACCAGACACCUCCACAUCUGCUGCAAACCAGGAACUGAGCUGAAUGACUUUGCUGGCUUCACCACCUUCGGCCUGGCCUCGGCCCUGCUCCUUGGUGUAGAUGGGCCUCUGAAUGGGUUCCUGGCCAUCCUCUAUGUGCUCACCACUUCCUUCCGCCUGUGUUUUUAUUCAUCUGGAGUUUCCUUUUCAUACAAGGGUCUACCCUGCCCCUACGCCUCCUGUGUGUUGGCUUCCACCUCCCUUCUGACCAAGGGCAACACAUUCAUUCUCUGCUGCAUGGCCUCACUCAUGAUUCUGUUCAUGAUCGACCAGAGCUACUACCCACACGACAAAGUCCUAGAGUCUGAGACCUGGAAAAAAAUUGUUUAUAUAGGAGGUGUCAUCAUGCUGUUUUUCUUUCCAUUCUCUGUCACUGCUUUUUAUUGCCUGAUGUGGUCGCUCUCCUACAUCUUCUUCCCGGAUACCCUGUGGGGCAAAGUGGCCUGUCAUAGGCUCUAG
Castor canadensis (American beaver) is the source of this 1248-nucleotide messenger RNA. The record is from RefSeq and is a predicted model, not a curated record. NCBI's taxonomy places the organism in Eukaryota, Metazoa, Chordata, Mammalia, Rodentia, Castoridae.